This is a messenger RNA of Angiostrongylus costaricensis, 996 nucleotides long. Lineage: Eukaryota; Metazoa; Nematoda; Chromadorea; Rhabditida; Metastrongylidae. The record is from the annotation of a GenBank genome assembly.
AUGUUGCGACUUGUGCCCGGGGAAGUGCAGAUUGAUCGUGUAGAUAUGGUUGAGGAUACGAAAGGAAACAAGGGCGAUAGAGGCGUGAUGCGAGUAACGAACUUGAGGCUUAUUUGGUACGCCAGUUCGAUGCCGCGAAUAAAUCUCUCUAUCGGAUACAAUAAUAUUACAGGACUUCAAAGUCGAGAAGUUAUAUCAAGAAUUCGUGGUAUCGAAGUUGAAGCUCUCUACGUAAUGGCACGUGCUCCGAAUUUUUCGACAAAAUUCGAGUUUAUUUUCACUGCUAUGACCAGUGGAAUGCAUUCGAAGCUUUUCAACACUGUCAAUUCUGUACAUCGCGCCUAUGAAACAACCAAACUGUACCGCGAAUUGAAAAUGAGAGGAUCAAUAGUGGAUGAAAGACACAAUCUAAAGUUGUUGCCUCUUGAACAACUAAUUGAGAAUGUUAGUGGCGUGUGGAAUCUUAGCAGCGACCAGGGCACAUUGGGCUGCUUCGUUAUCACGAAUGUUCGGCUGGUUUGGUUUGCAAGCACAAAUCCUCUCUACAAUGUUUCAGUGCCUUAUCUGCAACUUUAUUCCUGCAGAAUAAGAGAAUCGAAGUUCGGUUUGGCUCUUGUCGUCGAAACUUCUCCGCAGAGUGGAGAAUACGUUUUGGGAUUUCGUAUUGAUCCUGCAGAGCGUCUCCAGCAGGUGUGCACAGCCAUUCAGGCUCUUCACAAAGCUGCGAAUAUACAGCCUAUCUUUGGCGUGACCUUUUCGAAGGAUAAGCCUCCUUCUCCUCGAGAGUCAAAUGCGGAAACAAUGAAUGAAACGGAAGAGGAGGAAGAGGAACAGAAAGAGUUAAGAACGGACGCAUUCGCCGCCUACUUCUCCGAUGGUAACGUGCACUCCGACGAACGACGUCCACCAGUGUUUAGUGAAGAACUGGGCUUAGCCAUUGAACAGCUAAAACCAGGAUUUACCCUUGCUGAUCUGUGGAAUAUCUACAUUGAUUGA